Fonsecaea multimorphosa CBS 102226 is the source of this 1170-nucleotide messenger RNA. RefSeq lists its product as uncharacterized. NCBI's taxonomy places the organism in Eukaryota, Fungi, Ascomycota, Eurotiomycetes, Chaetothyriales, Herpotrichiellaceae. The transcript is spliced from 2 exons. Gene Ontology annotation, molecular function: protein binding. The record is from RefSeq and is a predicted model, not a curated record. The coding region runs from base 1 to 1170 and encodes 389 amino acids.
AUGGGGAGAGGAAAGAAACCAGCCAAAAGACCUCCACCACCGUCCCCUAGAAUUAUGCUGCACAAUGUGACCGAACAAGUCCUCGUACCACGGUUUGACGGAUUAUCCGUAACUGAUGACUGCGGCAUCAUACCACUCGACAAGACCCGGCGACGUUCCAUUGCUGAAGACGUUCAUGCAAGAGAAUUGACCGCAGAACUGCGCGUCGCCCGUGCAGCAGAAGUAACAAAGUCGAAACUUGAGAAUGACUUCGUCGAGGUGACCUCCACACCGGAUCGCGGUCUUGCUGUAUUUUCAACUCGCAAGAUCAAAGCCGGGACACUGUUGCUCGCCGAACACCCCCUAAUCUCACUGGACAAGCACGAGGAGAACGACUACAGCGCGAUCGAGCGGGAAUUCUCCAGGCUCUCGCACGCAGACCAAAAGAUAUAUCUGCGCCUCUUCGACGCACAGAAGUCGCGCAUGUCCCGCGUCGUCUCGAUCUACUACAGCAACUGCUACAACUGCGAGGGUUUCAGACCCAGCGGCCUGGGCGGCUCGGCGAUCGGUGCAUUGUCCAGUCGCCUCAACCACAGCUGCGUCCCCAACGUGCAAUUUUCCUACGACGAGGCCAGCAACGAGAUGCGGUUCUACGCCAUCAGGGACAUCUCGAGGGGAAAGGAGAUUUGCAGCAACUACGACAAGUCGGUCUUUGAACCCGCGGCCAAGAGGCGGAGAAAGCAGCAAAUGUACUAUGGCUUCGUGUGCCGCUGUGAGGCGUGUGAGCCGAAGACCGAGUUCUGGGCCAAGAGCGAUGAGCGGAGGCUGGGGAUGUACGAUGCAAUUCGAGCCGUCCAAUGGUGCGACAAGAAGUUGGCCGCGGGGAACGAGGAAGUAGUGGUUGAGAAAGCCCAAGCUGGAGAGGCUGAAUUUGUCCAAGAAGCAUGGGAUUCCUUGACGAGACUAGAAGGGUUACUGCUGAAGGAGAGCCUCGUGGGAGCGCCCCUGGCAAACACUUACCGGAGCAUGGCGAAGUGGGCCGAGAGGAAAGGCCAUGAAGGCGUCGACGAGGCUGUCAGAUGGAAGGUCAAGGAGCUCGAGACAUGUAUCAUUGCGUUUGGCAGAGAUUGUCAAAGGACCAAGGACAUCGAGGCCAAGUUGGAAGCACACCAAGCCGGGAGGAGCAUCUGA